Messenger RNA from Biomphalaria glabrata, 3658 nucleotides. RefSeq lists its product as uncharacterized. The coding region runs from base 194 to 1654 and encodes 486 amino acids. The transcript has 3 exons. Lineage: Eukaryota; Metazoa; Mollusca; Gastropoda; Planorbidae. The record is from RefSeq and is a predicted model, not a curated record.
UAAAAUUUUAGGAUGUUGAACGCCUUGUUUUGAAUAGAAGGUUCUUAAUGUCUUCAAAUCAGUUCGUAUACUUCCUUAUUUUGUAUUCAUUUUGUACGUGUACGGUGUCCAAAUUUAGGUUUAUUUUCACAGAGAAUUAAAGUUGUGUUUGGAAAUUUCAACCACUAUUACUUCUGGGAUUACUUUACACGUUAUGGACGUCAAAAGAAUUAAAACAGUUCCUCUUCUCCAAUAUGGUCACGUGACGGUUAUAAGGCCUAUUAGCUUUUUGUUGAAGCCAGCUGUUAUUUUAACCCUUUUUCUCUAUAAAUCUACAAACACUUCACUUCCCUGCAUUCCGCAGAAUAGCGGUUCUCUGGAGUACAAUUGCAGCCUUCCAUGUCCCUGCCUAAACUUGACAGAAUGUGUACGUCCUCUUGUCUGUCCAAGUGGGUGCAGAGAAGGACUUUCCGGGGCGAAAGUGCCCGCGGGGUGUUCUGAGGUCAGACUGGAACGCGGGGAAUCACGACCUCAUCCGUUUCCGAGACGUUCUCUGGUCGACAGUGUGACGUACAGAUUUUCCUCCAUGGAGAGCUGCGUCAUGGUGCCCGCAGAACAGGCGUGGAGGAAGCGCUGGGAGGUCACCACCAACGUCACGAUCGCCGUCGAGCACAUUGCGAUCGUGUUGGGUGUGAAUCCCUCUGUGGAGGAAGCCUUUUACGUGACAUUCAUUUCACUACUUCACGGAAACGCUUCUUCAUUUCAAGUCCCCUUAGACUCUACCCUCGUCAACUCCUCGGUUACACUGAGCCAGAAGCUCAAGAGACUGACCAUCGCCGACUUUCUUCUCAUCGAGAGCGUUAUCUCUAAGAACAAUACAGUGUGCCUAAGCGACGAGGCGGCCGAGGUGACGGUGAAAGGCCAGCCUGUGUGCGCAUACGGGACAUGGGGUGCCAUGUGCGACCAGACAUGCAGAUGCCCAUGCGACGCGGUAGAGUGCCACCCGUCCAACGGAAAUUGUUGGGAGAGGGGGUACGCCUGCAGCCAUGGGCAGUAUGGCCCGUCUUGUUCCGAAACCUGCUCAGCGAUGUGUGGAGGGAGCCCGAGGGAGUGUCACCUGUCCACAGGCGUCUGCAAAAAAUGCGAAGACGGUGUGAGCUACGGCGCACGGUGCGAGAUCCGGAUGACCCCGGAAGAGAUAGAAUCCAAGGAUAUUAGAUGUAAGGAGCUCCAAGACAAGCAGUGGAUGCAACAACCAGAGGUGAAACGGGAACCCGAAAGGUCAAAGAUGGACAGUUAUGUCAAGUCCGGAAACUCUGUCCCGCUCAUCAUCGCCUCAGUCAUCGUGACAACGGCCUUCCUCGUCGCCUGUGUCGCUUACGUCAUGCUGAUUCGUCACUGCGCGAGCCAGAAGUUGAGGAAGUAUCAGCUGGCUGUGGACGAGAGAGACCGAAAACUCAGCAUGGUGUCCUAUACGGAGCUUCGAAAAGAGUACGCGGAACGCUUCAUGGCCAGUUCUAGUCCCCGCGUGGACUCUCGCAAUGCACGAGCUUCUCCAGAAAAUCUUGCACAAAAGACAUCCGUCAUAUUCGCGUGGUCCAGUCCCCUGCUCGCUGUCAUUAAGGACGUCCCGGAGAACAAGGGCACCCAACCAGGGCUUGCCAGUAUGCUUUAGAAGUGACUAUUGUUCACCAUCUGCUGAAUUAUGAAUUUAGUUUUCAAAAUGCGUCAUUCGAUUAAAAUAGGGGUUAUCAAAUAGACACUGGCAGAACUUUGUCAUGCAAAAUGUCUGCUUUUAAAUAAUUUGUUUUGCUUAAGUGCUUCAGUUUGGAAGCGAUGGGUUCGGGUUGAAAUCUUAUUGGAGAUUAAAAAAAAAAUGUACGUUCAAAAUUCAUUCGUCAACGUUGAAAACUUUCGAACGAAGAAGGAAUUCAUUGGGAAUACAUCUUUGUGGGGGGUCUCCAGAGAACUGACUAAAUCGUUGGAAACAAGAGAAGACCUCACCACUUUCUUUACGCUGGACUGUCGUUCGGACAUGGCGAUGGUCCCGAGUUCAUACCCUGCUCGCUGCCAUCCCACGUCGUCCUGAGAGAGAGGGUUUGGACUAGGACGUAAAUUAUCUUCAGCUCUGAAGGGACAUCCGAAACAUUUUGCGAACAAGGUCUAUUAAAUCCUGUUAGGGAAAGUGUUUCUGUACUCUUGUGAUGAUGGACCGAACCCAAGAAAUAGCUCGACCAGUUAUGAAUAGACCUGCAUUAGGUCACAUACUAAAUAAAUGAAUUCCUUUAUAACAGUGAUACAAACAUCUUCUAGGUUUUUAUUAGAUGCAGGUCAUUGGAACUAGGUCAUUAGAUGUAGGUCACUGAAACUAGGUUGUAAUAAUUAGGUCAUUAGACCUGGGUCAUGGCCAAAAACUAUGUCAGGAUUUCAUUUGUAUAAUUUUGUUUCUACUAAAGUUUGGUCCUGAUGAAGAGAAAUAUAAAUUGUCACAUUUAAUGUGUUCUACCAUUCAACACAAAGUUUACAUUUACAUAUUCAAAUUACUUGUGUCUCUCACACGUGAUAUAUGUCCAUAUGUUGUCUGGUAUUUCAAUAUGUCUGGUAUACAAUUGGAUAUUGACACAUAUAGUGCUUAAGUAUUGUUGGGCCAUAACAUUGUAAUUACAUUGUUUUUCUCUCAUGCCUCAUAAUCUUAUAGUUUUAUCCGUUUUUUGUAUCCAUAUUUUAAACCCAUUAGUUUUGUAUGGAAUGUCUGUCCGUCCGUCCCGUUUAGAUCUCGUAAACUAGAAAAGAUAGUGAAAAUCUGACACCAUAAUAUUUUAGACCAUUCAAAGUUAUGAUUCUACGGCAACAUUUUUCUUUUCUGAAAGCGAAAAAUCUAAUUUUUAAAAUCACUUAGGCAAAUGGAUUUAGAUUUUUUGUCUAAAAAUUUUUUUUAUUACAUUUGUAUUGCUAAGUUAUGUAAGUUCUGUCACAUUAAUUACUACAUUUACACACACAAAAAAAGUUUUGUUUUUUUUUAAAGAGAAAAAAUCUAUUUAGUAUACAUAUAAGCUGGAUAUAAUUUAAAACAACAAUUAAUAAGUAGUUUUUCAUAUUAUCAUGUGAAAUGCAGUGAUAAUGGAAAAUGUAUCAGAUAGGCCAGGUUCACAUCUGACUUCACAUUCACUUUCACCCAUCCUUUGGUCUGCUGGACCGCUGGGGCACCACACAAGAUCUGUCAACCUUCUUUCUUCAUUCUUCUCUGUUAGAAUUUCAUUCUGAUGUUCUUUCUGAAAAUAUUGAAACCUGCCUUUUUAGCUGCAUGGGUGGACCACGUCGGGGGCCGAUUUUGAGUUUGUGUUUCCACACAAACUGUGUUUGUAGCCUUGUGUUAUUUUUAGAUCUCAACGAAGUGGUCGUCUCCUUUCCAUUAGGACUAAAACAGAAAGAUUUAAAAACUCCUUUAUCCCACUUUCGGUCAGAGUGUUACUAGAUUAUCUGUCGUCAUCGAGAAGUACAUGGAAGUCAAAUUCAUAAAGCGCUGGCUAUGAAUGUGUAUGUAAUUCGUGUGUGAAUGUUUGAAUUUUUCAUCUAUAUUGUUAUUGUACAGUAGUUACGCUGAGAUUGUCAAUUGUAGUCAAACUGUAUUUCCAUUUCAUUGGAUCAAUAAAAUUAUCUUAUCUAUCUUAUCUUAUAA